AUGAUUACGAUUUCAUCAAAUGCAUACGAAGAUUAAGGAUCAACAUUUGAAAAUAUUGAUGGAGCAUAUGGCUCUGUAGUUUCAUGUCAUGGUUGUUUAAUAAAGAUGAAGGACACUAUUUUGAUGAAUAUUAAAGCAAUUAGCGGGGGAUUAAUUUCAUUGGUUGGACAUUGUAACGUAGUGUUAGAUGGUAUUCAAGGGUAGAAUAUCUCUGCUGAGAGUAAAGGUGGUUUGCUAAUUGAAUAGUAGUUUUAAUCUGAAUCGGGAAACUUGACACAGAGUUUCAUUAUAUUGAAAAAUACUCAGUUAAUAUCCAAUUUUUAUGCUUAAGAGGGAGGUCUCUUUUAUCUUUUUCAUCCAACAACUUCUUUGCUUAUUUAAAAUGUAAUGAUUUAAAACAUUAGCUCAGCAAUUUCAGGAGGGCUUUUCAGUGUCCUCAACGCGUAUUAAAUUUAGAUAGAAAAUUCGAGAAUAUUAGACAUUUUUUCUAAUAACGCAGCUUUUAUCAUAUCGACAUCAAACUUUCUUAAUCUCAUAAUUAGAAAUACUAAAAUUAUCUGUGAUUAAUAAUACGAUUAAAAAUUGGUACUAAAAUAAUACACAUAAAAUUUUGGUAUAUACACUGAGAGUGUAGCAUAUUUUGUUCUUUAAAAUACAAAAAGCAUAGUACUUAGCAAUAAUAUAAUUGAAUUUUGUGGUAAUUAAAAUAGAGCAGGAGUUUUUUCUAUUUAAAAAACUGCUUUGUCAGAUGAAAAAUCAGUUUACAAAUAUAAUUCUGGUCAAUAUGGAGGUGUCAUUAGUGCCUAAGAAUCAAGCAUAAAAUUAAUCUCAUCAGAAUUCUACAAUAACUUAGGAAAAACAGGUGCAGUUAUCAAUGCAAUUUCUUAUUCAAACUUAACUUUUCGCUUUUGCACAUUUUAAGCAAAUAAUGCUACUAUUCAAGCUGGAGUGUUAUACUUAGCAACACAAUGUAGCCUCAAUAUCUAUGCCUCUUUAUUCUUAUAAAAUUUGGCUUACGAAAAUUCAGUAUUAGAGAUCUAAAGUACUAAUCUAAAUUAGGAUGUAGUAAUAAGCAAAAGUGAAUUCAAAGAAAAUUAAGCUUAGAAAAACACAAUGUCCAUCUUGUAUUCGAAUAGUAAAAAAAUAGUAGAUUAUCAAUAAUCUUAUAAAAUGGAUGAGACAACAGGCUCAUUUAUCUUCCUGAUUUUUGAUGUUAAUAUAUUGAUCGAUAAUUGCUAAUUCGUGGGAGGAUCAUCAAAUUAUGGAGGUGUUCUAUAUAUUUCUGGAGAUUCUGUUGUUAAUAUCAAAAAUUCUAGAUUCAUAAAUAACCAAGCUACAGCUAAAGGUGGAGUCAUAUAUUCAUCAGGUUUUAAGUCUAUUUACAUCGGAGAAUAAUCUACAUUUAUUGAUAAUACUGCUGUUGAUAAUGGAGAAGAUAUUUAUAUCACUAAUUCAUAUAAUACGAUAAGUUUUAACAGAAUAACUAAUCAAGGAUCAGGAGGAGCUAUUUAUUACACUUGUAAUUCACAGUCACUCAAUUGUAUUAUGAAAUUUAUUGGCUCACUGAUAUUUGAAAGUAAUAAAGCUGAUUUAUAAGGUGGGGCUAUUUUUUGGGAUUAAUUAGAACCGAUAACUAAUCAGAGCCAAAUAUCCUUCAUUAACAACAAGGCUCACUAUUAUGGAGAUAACUUAGCCUGUUAUUCAUAAAAUCUUAGAGCUGUAACCUAAACUCAAUAUCUUAAUAAAAUGAUAUAAAUUGGCCUCAAAACUUAAGAUGAUUUUGAUUUAAGAAUACUAUCAUUGGAUUAAAACUUAUUUAAUCAUAGAGAACUUUAGAAUCUAUUAAAUCAAAGAAGUGGAGGUUCUAUUCCUGAAAUUUACAUGGCAAUGAUGGACAAAUAUGGAUAAAUUGUAGGCUCUGAUUUCAAAAGCAAAGUUAGAGUUAAUAUUGACAUUUCAAAUCUAAAUGAAAAUCAAACAAAAUAUCCUCCCAUUUUAGAGGGUUCAAAUUCUUUUGAUAUUAUUGGCGGAAUAGCUGUAAUCUCUGACAUUGUAAUUGUUGGAACUCCAGGAAUAUCUUAUUAGCUUCUAUUUUCUUCAGAUGGAAUAGACUUAAGCAAAAAAUCAAAUAAAGAAGUAAUGUAAUUAGGAGGCAAUUCAAACUUAGAUUUAGAUCUGUAGAUUAAUUUAAGAGAAUGCUUAAUAGGCGAGUAAUUUACCAUUGCUGGAAAAUGCUAACAAUGUGAAGGCAGUUUUUCAUUAGUUUAAAUGACUGAGCCAGGUAAUUGUGAGGUGUGUCCACAGGAUAAAGCAAAGUGUAUAAGUGGUGCAAUUAUUGGCCCACUUCCAGGGUAUUGGAGAAAAAAUAAUGAAACAAAAAUAUUUACUUAAUGUCUCUAUGAAUUUGCUUGCUUGGGAAUGAUACCUCCUAAAAAUAGUCUAGUUGGAGAAUGUUUAAAAGGCUAUUAAGGAAUACUUUGUGCUGACUGUGAAUAUGGAUUUUCAAGAUCAAACGCAUAUCAAUGCUCAAAAUGCCCAGAUAAACUUCUAAAUACGUUUAGACUAUUAACAAUAUUAGCUGCAGUUACUCUUUUAAUUGUAUUAAUGAUUAGAUCUACUCUUAAUGGAGCAAUGGAUACCAAUAAUGUGACAAUCGAAAUUAGAGGGAAAAUUAUGUCAAGUCUUGUUAUCUUGCUAUUUCUCGCGCAUCCUAGUUUGGUCACCAAUUCAUUCUAUAAUUUUAAUUGCAAGGAAAUUGAUGGAGAAUUUAGAGUAUUGGAUGACUUAGAAAUUGUUUGUUGGUCUAGUGUUCAUAACAAAUAUAGCUAUUUUGUAGCUUUGCCAAGUAUCAUUGUUUGGGGGCUAGGCAUCCCAUUUUUUGCCUUAAUUAUUCUUAUAAAUAAAAGAAAGAAGCUUGAAACUUUUGAUUUAAGAUAAAGAUUUGGGUUUUUAUUCAGAGGUUAUCGAAAAGAUUAUUAUUUCUGGGAAAUAGUUAUUAUGUAUAGAAAAAUCAUGAUUGUAUUUACUGCUGUUUUUAUAACCGUUUAAUUCCAUAGUGCUUAAUGA
Messenger RNA from Stylonychia lemnae, 3066 nucleotides. NCBI's taxonomy places the organism in Eukaryota, Ciliophora, Spirotrichea, Sporadotrichida, Oxytrichidae. The record is from the annotation of a GenBank genome assembly.